CCCGGCGCUCCCCGCGGUGGGGGUCAAAGGUGAAGCGUAAGAUGGCGGCGGCGGACGCGGAGCAGGGGCCGUUGGAGGCGGAGGCGGAAGAGCCGCGAAGCUUCAAGGACCUGGGAGUAACAGAUGUGUUGUGUGAAACUUGUGACCAGUUGGGAUGGAAGACACCAACUAAAAUUCAAGUUGAGGCUAUUCCUAUGGCUCUCCAAGGCCGGGAUAUCAUCGGGCUAGCAGAGACAGGCUCUGGAAAAACAGGGGCUUUUGCUUUGCCCAUCCUGCAGACACUGCUGGAAACACCCCAACGCCUCUUUGCUCUUGUCCUCACCCCAACCCGAGAGCUCGCCUUCCAGAUCUCAGAGCAGUUUGAAGCCCUUGGAUCCUCCAUUGGUGUCCAAAGUGCGGUUAUUGUGGGUGGAAUUGACAUGAUGGCACAGGCUCUGACCUUAGCCAAGAAGCCGCAUGUUAUAAUUGCAACACCGGGCCGUCUGAUUGACCAUCUGGAGAACACAAAAGGUUUCAACUUGCGAGCUCUUAAGUACCUGGUUAUGGAUGAAGCUGACCGGAUCCUCAACAUGGAUUUUGAGACAGAGGUGGAUAAGAUCCUAAAAGUGAUUCCCCGUGACAGGAAGACAUUCCUCUUUUCUGCCACCAUGACCAAGAAGGUGCAAAAGCUCCAGCGUGCUGCACUGAAGAACCCUGUUAAAUGUGCUGUUUCCUCCAAAUAUCAGACAGUUGAAAAACUGCAGCAGCAUUAUAUUUUCAUCCCCUCCAGAUUCAAGGACAGUUACCUGGUUUAUAUCCUGAAUGAACUGGCUGGGAACUCCUUCAUGAUAUUCUGCAGUACCUGCAACAACACUCAAAGGACAGCUCUCCUGCUCCGCAACUUGGGUUUCACUGCCAUAUCCCUCCAUGGACAGAUGAGUCAGAAUAAGCGACUGGGAUCCCUGAACAAGUUCAAGGCAAAGUCCCGUUCCAUUCUGCUGGCUACAGAUGUUGCAAGCAGAGGUCUGGACGUCCCACAUGUGGAUGUGGUGAUAAAUUUUGAUAUUCCCACACAUUCCAAGGAUUACAUUCACCGUGUGGGGAGGACAGCUCGAGCUGGACGGUCUGGCAAAUCCAUCACCUUUGUGACUCAGUAUGAUGUGGAACUGUUCCAGCGCAUUGAGCAUCUCAUUGGCAAGAAGCUGCCUGUAUUCCCCACACAGGAGGAGGAGGUCAUGAUGCUAACAGAGCGUGUGGCUGAAGCCCAGAGAUUUGCUCGUAUGGAGUUGCGGGAGCAGGGAGAGAAAAAGAAGCGAUCCCGGGAUGAGGCCAAUGAUGAUGACACAGAGGGAGCUACAGGUGUCAGGAACAAGGUGGCUGGUGGGAAAAUGAAGAAAAGGAAAGCCCGUUAGCCAGAUACUUAAAUGUCUGUCCCCUUUGAGUUUACAUGGGCUGGGGCGGUACCUACCACAAAGUAUUUCCAUCAAACCUGAAGCCUCCAGAACUACACUUAUAAAUGGCAGGCCAGCUGGAAAGAAAUUUUCCAUCAUGUCUGCGUCUCCAGCACCGUCUAAAGUCAUAGGGUGAACCUGCACCCUAGUAGUAUGCUAGAACCCGUCCUCCUACUGAGGGUUAGUAUCUGUUCUAAUGCUGGGCUGUAAGAGGGAGUCAUCUCCUGCAGCUGGACUGUCCCCUGGACCUGGAAGCAACAGUCUCCUGGCAAAGCCCAUUUUUAUAGGGAUUAAAUGGGAAAUGUUGGCCUAUGGACACUUUUUUCCCCCCAAUCAUGCUGCAGCCUAUCAUCACUCACCAUCCAAACCUCAGCGAGUGUCUCUUUUUAUAAGACAAUUGGAAGGAAGAAGAAAACUGAGAAGCACCUUAAAUUUUCCAGGGUAUGCAUGUGAUGCUUCAGGAUAGGAUUCUCGCCUUAAACAGAGACACUCAUGCUGGGGCAAAAACUCCAAAUAUAUUUUGCUCAGCCACAAA
Messenger RNA from Gopherus flavomarginatus (Mexican gopher tortoise), 1965 nucleotides. It is a transcript of the gene DDX47, whose product is annotated as DEAD-box helicase 47. Gene Ontology annotation, molecular function: ATP binding; nucleic acid binding; RNA helicase activity. The record is from RefSeq and is a predicted model, not a curated record. The transcript is spliced from 12 exons. Lineage: Eukaryota; Metazoa; Chordata; Testudines; Testudinidae. Bases 42 to 1391 code for a protein of 449 amino acids.